Messenger RNA from Ooceraea biroi (clonal raider ant), 992 nucleotides. RefSeq names its product protein DPCD. NCBI's taxonomy places the organism in Eukaryota, Metazoa, Arthropoda, Insecta, Hymenoptera, Formicidae. The record is from RefSeq and is a predicted model, not a curated record.
CGCCUGUGCAAAUUUUUCCAUAAGAAAAAUAUGUUGACUGAUGUUGACCUUGGAUAAAUAAUGCACAUUUGAUGUGUUUUGCACCUAUACGCAAACUUAUCCAGACAGAUCUUUAUCUAUCCUAUCUUAUCAGAUAUAGAGAGAGAGACUUCUUUUCGUCUUGCUUGUCUAUUCUAGUCGUAGUUGCUAGGUGACGACUAAUUUAUUUAUAUUUAUUUAGGGAACAAAAUGACGCCUGACUUGUGGUUGAACACUCUGAGGAAUGCUGAGAAAACUGUAUUUAUGCAGAAUGGAGGGAGAAAAGCUCACUUUUUGCUAGAAGAUGGGAGAGAAAUGGUAGAAGAAUACAAUGCAGAGACAAAUGUGGUAAUACGCAGGACAUGGAAGACGAAAAAUAGUUUUGACACAUUCACUGGUUGGGAGGUAGAAGUUGGAACCUCUGUACCUAAACAGAAUAAUCUCGAGACAACUGGGAUACAAGAAAGUUCUACUAGUCCAUUCAUUACAAGAAGAAUAACAAAAAGGAGCCUUGAAUGGCGGAUUAGGAAUUUGCCAUAUCCCAAAAAUGUAUAUUCCGUUACUGUAGAGCAUGAUGAUACUAUAACUGUACGUACAAGCAACAAAAAAUACUACAAAAAGAUAAGAAUUCCAGAUCUUGAGCGGAUCGGACUAAAGCCAGAAGGAAAAAAUGUAUCGUUUAUGCAUCAAUACAAUACUUUAAUUAUAACGUAUAAGAAGCCGCUUGAACUGGUCGACACGGAAAACAAAAUAUUAAACAUGGUAUUGCAACAGAAAGCAAUUGAAACAGAUUUGUUUAAAUAAGUAAUAAGUAAUGUAACUGUUUAUAUGCCUAAUUAAAUUAAAUAUUAAAUACUUAUGUUUAAAUAAGGAAUAUUAUUUUUAAAUAAUUCUUAUAUUUUAUUGUCUUUCCAAAACUUAGCGCUCCGUGUAGCUUGUAUCUGAAGGUAAUUAAAUACGUUAUAUUUACUACU